Molecule: messenger RNA, 2640 nt
Organism: Ostertagia ostertagi
Lineage: Eukaryota; Metazoa; Nematoda; Chromadorea; Rhabditida; Trichostrongylidae
Source: the annotation of a GenBank genome assembly
AUGUGGUUAAGCAUAGCUGCAAUACUUGGAAUAGCAUUACUAACAGAAUCUUUUCAAAAAUGUCCCAAUGGUUGUGAUUGUCUCCCGGAUCCACUAGUAGAGUCAUCGUUUUCCUACCUGUGCCGAUGGUCGUCCCUCCCGUCCGACUUCCGGUUUUCAAAUUCGUCUUUGAUGCGAUCUAUUCAAAUUGUCUGUGAAGACAGUUUUGCGCUACCCGAUGGUCUUUUCGGUGCCGUUGGAAGCCUCCAGCAUUUGUCGAUUGAGGCAUGUCGAUCGAGGGAACUUUCCACAGCUCUAUUGUCACCAUUGACCAAUUUGCGAUCACUGAAUCUUCAUGAAAUGGCUUUGGUAGACAAGACGUUCUCAGUAUCAGAUGAGGCGUUAGAGCCGCUGAAACGACUGGAGAAAUUGAGUAUCACUAAUUCGCAUCUUCUUCACUUACCGGAGAAGCUGCUUUGCAACCUCAAAAAUCUCCAGGUAUUGAACGUAUCAACGAAUUGGAUCUCAAAUCUUCCGUUCGCCGAUGCUUCAUGUGUUGCAAAUCAGCUGAUUAUUGUUGAUUUUUCGUACAAUCGUCUGGAAAGUCUCGGAGCAGAGCUCCAUGUGCUGCCAUCGGUCCGACAGCUUUCGCUGUCGCAUAAUCGACUGUCAUCAAUAGAAAAGGACUCGUUGCUGAAAUGCCCGUUACUGCAACAACUUGAGCUGAAUAAUAAUUUCUUGGAGGAUAUUCAAAGCCUUCCAGGCUUUCCCUUCACGGUUGUUCGAAAAUUCAACGGCUUCAAUGGUGCAUCUUCAUCUAGAAAACAAUAUGAUCACGGAUUUGAAGCCGUUCGAGCUGGUGAACUUUACUCGUCUUCAAACGGUCAAGUUGCCAGUCUCCAGCAGCGAAAACCUGUAAUUAGCGCAAAAUGCGUCAUUGAGAUGGUUGCAGGGUGGCAAAUUAUUCUGACACCUCUAUUAGACUGGUCAUCUGAGAUGCUGAAUCUGGUCUCGAACCGCCUCGAACGACUUCGAGAUGAUGUGUUCGCUGCGCUUCAUGAAUUGUCAUCUCUUGGACUGGCGAAUAAUUCUAUCGAGCUGUUGGAGCCGGCUGUCUUCGCGGACCUGGCUAUUGGAGAAAUCGAUCUAUCACACAAUCGUCUCACGGAAGUUCCUAUUGCAAUCGCUCGUUUAUUUAAACUGAAGAAGAUCGAUCUUAGUCACAACAAAAUCAAAAAAUUGCCCCAGUUCGUGUUCAACAAGAUCUCACAUCUUCACAACAUCGACCUCAACCAUAACGAGUUGUCAUCGGUGAGUAUUCGCGCGAGAAAAAUGCAAAUUCGAUUAGCAAGUUUGGCAGACGCUCUGGCCCAGGCAUCCGCGGUGCGACGCCUCGAUGUGUCUAGGAACCAUCUCGAGCUACUGCAAUGGAGCGAACUUCCUCCGCGUUUGGAACAUCUCAUUGCAGACUCGAACAUAAUCACUCUUUUGGGAGCUGCACUGAAGUCCAAAGUUCGAACUGUGUCGUUGCGUGGGAAUCGAAUUGAACAACUAUCAGCUGAUCAGAUUCCGGACACGAUCGAGACGUUAGAUCUGACGGCAAAUCGCAUUCAGCACGUUGCUCCAGCGACGUUCGCUUCAAAAACGGCAAUGCGGUCACUUGAUCUCAGUGAUAAUCAUCUGACAGAGCUGUCUGAAGAAUCAGUUGUAGCUGAUGGAGUGCACAGCAUAGACGUAAAGAGAAAGGUGAAUGUCGUUGGCAUGUCAGAAACGCUUUGCAUGCACCCCGUAAAUGGCAAGGUGAUUGCAUUGGACGCCGUUGAUACAAAAGAUCUCCUCUGCAACUACUCCCAGAUACUGCCACAACAAAUGACCUCAGGAAUGUCACAAGCACUGAUGUCGUCAGGAGUGCGGUCGUUGUCGUUGUCAGGAAAUGCGUUCCGUUGCGAUUGCAACAUGGAUCGUGUGCGUUGUGUGGAAAAUAUCACGGAAGCUUUUCGAAACAACGACACCACUGUGCUUUCCGCUUAUCCACCAAACGUGGGAAACGACAUUUUCACGAUGACCAUGGACGGUGAGUAUUUGAUGUACUUGGAAUCAUUAGAGCGAUACAAAGCCUCUUCGUCGCUGAACUGCUCAUCAACACCAGGAUCUUCUCCACUGCCGAUUCCAUUGUUGAAUUUUGACGCUUUUGUGAGCUAUUCCAAGAAAGAUGAGAAAAUACCGCUAGAGGAUGAAGAAUAUGCACUGUGCCUCUUGCACCGUGAUGGUCCAGCCUACAAUUCCCGACUUCAUGCCAUCUCCGAUGAACUCAUCUCGCAGAUGGAAGCCGCACAGUGCCUAGUCAUUGUACUGACGAAGAACUUUUUGGAAAGCGAGUGGAAAACUCUACAAGUGAAGACAUCGCAUCAACUGUUCGCAAAGAAUCGGGGGAAACGUGUGAUCGCGAUAUUGGGAGAAGGAGUCGAUCAGAAUCUGCUAGAUGAAGAACUCGGUCAAAUUCUGCGAAAAAACACCUGUAUCCGUCAGAAGGAUCACCUGUUCUGGCAAUUACUGCACAGCGCGCUGCCUACCCGGCUGGCAUCCCUGCCGGGGAGUGGCGAUGAUGGCUCACAGAUCUACUCGGAUAUGUACGGUAUAGUGCCGUCGGCUGUAAUUUGA